Molecule: messenger RNA, 1041 nt
Organism: Funneliformis geosporum
Lineage: Eukaryota; Fungi; Glomeromycota; Glomeromycetes; Glomerales; Glomeraceae
Source: the annotation of a GenBank genome assembly
AUGCCAUAUUCUACGCCUAUCGAGAAUGAGUUGAAGAUAGGUGGAGAACCGAUGAUUAAGGAAAAAAGUUUGGAUUUUAUUGAUGACAAAGAGCAUAGUCUUCUUAAAGAAUCAUAUAGAAUUGAAAUAGUUCCGGUUGAACAUCCACGUUGGGAGUUUCAACUUCAUAUUCAUCUGAAAUAUUGGUUUGAUAUGCUAUAUUAUAAAGAAGCUAAGAAUGGUGAAGAUAAAAAAGCUAUAAUAAAGAUUGCUCGAGAAUACGUCAACGGCGUGAGAAGUUCAUACAUGCCCUCAUGUCCCAAGACUUCGUUAACUCCUCAUCCUUCGAGAAAUUACUGCAAGUACCAUCCAACUUGCGUUUCAACGCCAGAUGUCUAUUGCAAUAAGGGCAAGCGAAGUACUGCACCUGUUAAUUGUAAUUGGUAUGCUGAGGAUGAACACCACGUGAGAACAGUGAAAAAGAGUGAUCAGUAUAUCAUCCUUUCACGACAACAACACGUUAGAAAUCUUCUUAUUUCGCCUAUUAACCAUAGAACCAACAGGGGUCUGAUUAAAGAUACAUCAUUUUGGGAAUGGUUCUUGGGAGAUGCGAUAAACAAAUUCUUGUUAAUAAUUUGUAAAAAGCCUUAUUCAGUAGAACGCUUCGCUAUUAAUUUUGGAAGAUGGGAGUCUGAAUCAUCGAAAGACGAGAAUGUAGUAGAAUGCCAUGGUCAUUUCCACCUACAUAUUACUAAAGAGGUAGUAGAUAAAAUGGAACAAAAGAAAGAUAUUAAUGGCUAUGCCAUGUAUCCUGCUAUGCAUGGAAAGGUUAAUGAUCCUAUCCAGUACGGCCUGAAGAAUUGUAAAAAACUGGAAACGUCGAGAUUAUCUGGUUUAGAAAUAGUCAGUAUUAACCAAGAGUUGGUUGUUUUAAACAGAAAGCUGGAUGAAAUGGAUAAAAAGUUCGAUAAAAAAUUCGAUGAAAUGAAUAAAAAGUUGAUCACUUUUAUGGAAUCGUUCUCAAGUUUGAAGACAGAGAAAGGGAGUCUCGUUAAUAAUUAA